ACUAGCGGCCUGCCCUCGCUUCGCUUCGGUGUAGAGCUGAAGCGUAGACUACAGUUUUUGUUCUCAGGCUUGUUUUAUACACAAUGACAUUCAUCUAUGAUUAUUCUUAUACCUGCAUGCAAAGUCUCAGCCCGUUCGGUUUUAAAAUUGACAAAGUUUCAUACAAACUUUCAUUCCCUAUUUUAUCCCCUUGGGGGUAGAAUUGAUCAAAAUCCUUUCUUAGCGGAUGCCUACGUCAUAACAUCUACCUGCAUGCCAAAUUUCAGCCCGAUCCGUCCAGUGGUUUGGGCUGGGCGUUGAUAGAUUACUACGUCAGUCAGUCACCUUUGAGUUUUAUAUAUAUAGAUUAUAAAUAAACUGAAGAUGGUAUAUUUAUCUUUUCCAAACUUCUAUUGACAUCACGUCGCUCAAUUGUUUUGCCUUCCCAGAAUCUCUCCACUAACAUUUGAAAUUUAUGGUAUGGUAUUAAAGUUCAAAUUGACUUUUAAGUAUUAUUACGAAUCGUUUGUAUGGGAGUAAAGAAAAGUUUUGUUUUUUGACAUUUCCAGGCAUUUUUUUAAAUUUUUCUCUUCGUAAGAACCAUCCUCGUACUUCAAGGAAUAUUCUAAAAAAAAAUCAGCCAAAUCGGUCAAGCCGUUUUCAUGUUAUGUCGUGACAACGGAAAACGGGUUUCAUUUUUAUAUAUAUAGAUUUGACCGAACUAUAAAACAAAAUUGCCUUUUUAAUUCUUAAUUCCGUUUUCGUUCUUAAAUUAUUGACAAACUUACAAGUAGCGAGGUAAUUUUUUUCAAAAUUGUAUGGAUGCUUACGCCCAAGAUACCUUUUUUGUCAUGUAAUAUGAAAUACUUAUACUUAUUUUGUGGCUUUACAUGGCCAGUUCUUCUCAAUAGGUAAUUUUCAAGAUUUCCCGCGAUUUCUGGUUUGAGAAGCCAUAGAGUAAGUAGCUUUUAAAUUUUCAUCUUAAUGUCUUGAAAAACCUUAUACUGAAUAAAGAAAAAAACAAUUAGGAAUCUGUUUUAAUUAAAGCACUAAACAACUUUGAGCGUUUCCCUAAAACAAUUUAACGGCACUGCGGUCUUUCUCUACAGAAACACUAACUUGUUUAAAAGGAGGUGCUAAACUUAGAUUUGUUUUAAUCUGAGGUGCUAAAGCUUUAUUUAGAUUAAGAUAUGUGUACUGUUUAUUAUUAAGUAUAUCUUAGAAAUUCAGUUACGUCAACAUCUCAAAUCAAAACAUUUGCAUAUUUCAUAAACAUACCGGUUCAACAAACAUGUCUGUCGUUAGUGACGCUAUUAUCUAACUAACCUGAUUAUGCAUAUACUUAAUACGAACAUCAAAAUUCCACCGAAACAAAAAUCUAAGAUGGUAUUUUUAAAUCAGCCUAAUAGUUUUAAAAGUAACAUUAGACACUACUUAGGGAAAAACCGGGAGACUUGCCCAGGUGGGAGAGUUGAACCAUCUUUCUUAAUUGCAUUUAAAUUCAGCGCAAACAAAACGUCAUUUCGUUCAUUGGUCACAUGCAAGACGCCAAUUACAAAGAAACAGUUUCUAAAAAUUUAUAAAUUACAAAGCUCUGAAUUGCUUUGUAUCGAUAAUACAACUGUAUAAAAAGCACUACUUACUUAUAAGCAUUAAAUCACUAAACCAACUAUUAGCAUUUUACCCAUCAUUUUAUUUUUAAGCAGUUUUAAUAUUUCACCUCCUUAUUAAUUCAAAAAUCAUGCCUAGCAAACAAUAAUGGCAAAAAUAAAGAAAUACUUACUUAAAAAAUCCCUUUAAAUAAAUAUUUCUCUUGUUUUUUGGAGUAUGUUUUAAUAUAAUAAGCAAGUUUUCAUCCAAAGUUUUCAAGUUAACAAAUAGCCGUGACGGCGUAAAGCAUAACAGAGUAACAAGCAUGUGCGUAUUUUUUUUACGUCAACUACUUCAUUCAUUAUUGUUUGUAUUUUUUUUUAUGUCACCUACUUAAUUAAUUAUUGUUAGCUUAAUAUAAUAGCCAAUUAGUAAAUUAACUGUCAUUCAUUUUGUAAGCGCAUACUCGUGCUUACGUGACAAAACAAUAUCGUAAAGUACGUGUACAUAAGGUUGAACACAAAGGUGUAUUUUUAAUCUGCUGCCCCGGCCCAUGGCCUCUUGGCCCUAGGUAGGGUUCGCCACUGGCCGAACCAUAAUUGAAGUGUCACGCACGGCCAAUAGUUUGUCAACAUUUCACAUCAAACAAUGCGUAAUUAAAUGAACGUGGAAAUGGAUUGAUUGCAAGAUGUAGAUAAUGUUCAAGGUUAAAUAUCCAAAUGAUUGUCAUAGUAACAUUGGGAAGUAUCUUUAAUUAGAGAAACUUCCAGAUUGCUUUCAGGGCUCUUUUUACAUUUCAUAAUACUUAAAUUCAAACACAAUUACUACCUAUAACUCGUUUGAUGGUAAGCGGCGGCCAUCGAAGCCAACAAAAGCUUGCUAUACCCUGAACCCAUUUCCUAACGCUUAAGCGUUUAAAAGAGUGAGUGAUAGUUGAAGUAGCACAGCAUGCUGCGUUACUUCAACUAUCACUCACUCUUGAUCCAUGAUCAACCAGAUCCAUGGAUCUGAGCUGCCCGGGGCUGACAAAAAUGGAAGUGUGAUUUGUGAAAUUGCAAGUAAAACUUUUAAAGUGUUUUUGUGUGUUACAUUGACUCAAUUUUAUUUUCUGGCUUAUAAAAAUUGGAAACCAAAAAAGUCAUUCAUCGGGUAGGAAUUGAACCAGGGCCGCCCGAGUAGCAGGCGAGCUUUCUAUUACUGAACGACUGCAUCGAUGCUUGUUUAAUAAGGUCUGCAUUUUUCAAUAAUAAUUAAAACGUAAUGCGUCAUGCUAGAGGUGAACGAAAAAAAUAUGGGGAUAUAAUAAAAAAAAAACACUUUAAAACAUAGUUUAAUUUUGCCACAGCAUCUCAGCACUUACCCUCGCCUAGUAAGCACGAUAUUUUUAUGGAUAUUUCUGGAGCUGAGUGUUCCUAUUCUUAUUUAGUAAAUUUCCAAUGCACUUGCAAGUUGCAAUGGAAAUUUCAAUUGCCUAAGACACUGCUUUUCCCUGUCAGGGUUCUUCGCAAUACAAAGAAAUUUUAUAAUAACUGAGUAUAUUGAAUGCAGGGAUUAAAUUUACGAUGUUUGUUCCAGUUUAUUUUCGAAAAUGGCACUCACGACGAAAACCUACUUACGAGAGAGAAGUUCCUGGAAGUCGGGGCUAGAAUGGAAGCCCGUCAGGAUUACAUGAGGAGCGAGUGCUCCAAGCUCGGCUUGGACAGCUCCAGCAACAAAGCCAAUGCGUGGGAGUAUUUGGUGAAUAGGCAGUACCAUGUCAUAUGGUGCAACGUUUUCAAAGCUGCCUCGACAUCAUGGAUGUACAAUUUCAACCUGAUGGCCAACUACACCGCUUCUUUUCUGGAUAAGACGAAAGAGGUCCCUCUAGAACUAGCGAGACGGAAGUAUGGCAGACCAACUGUAGCAAUGAUAAAGAAGGCACAAGCGGAUUCCAUCGCGUUCAUAAUCGUUCGACAUCCUUUGGAGAGACUGGCAUCUGGGUACAACGACAAAAUUGUACAUGCAUGGCCCAAGUCCUUCCACGACAAAUUAGGACAGAAGAUUUUGAAGAAAUACAGAAAGGUGCCAGCAGACCAGAAAGCGCCCACUGAGACGCACCCGCUGUUUGAGGAGUUCGUGAGCUACCUCCUGGACGAGUGGAAGGCCAAGCGAGCGCUGGACAUGCACUGGACACCGUACACCGGUUUCUGUACGCCGUGCAAGUUCAACUUCGACGUCAUAUUGAAAUUCGAGACGUUAGACGAAGAUCAAAGGUUCUUAAUACAGCUGGCGCGCCUACAGAACAUCGUGAAACCAGAGUGGAGGAAUAGCGGCAAGGCAAACACGUUACACGAUAUCAGCCAUCUCUACUCAAGAAUUACCAAAUCACAGCUGGAUGGCCUUUAUAGGCUCUACGAAUAUGACUUCAAGAUCUUCAACUACACAAUAGAGAACUAUUACGAGAUAGUGAAGCCGGACGAGACGAGCGCCCACAGAUGA
Messenger RNA from Chilo suppressalis (striped riceborer), 4047 nucleotides. NCBI's taxonomy places the organism in Eukaryota, Metazoa, Arthropoda, Insecta, Lepidoptera, Crambidae. The record is from the annotation of a GenBank genome assembly.